UGUGUCGUCAUGGCUAGAACGCAGAGGUGAGCUAGUUUGGCUGCGCAGCGCAGCUGUAAUCACCCUGUACGCCAGUCUACGUAGAGCCUGGGAGUUGCCUGCUUGCUUUGGGUGUCGUGCUGUUUGGAUUUACUUUCCCUAAAUUUGUUUAGAUUGGUAAGUAAAAUUUAAGCUCUGAUGGCUCAGUGUGUGACCAAGGUGGAGCUGACGGUGUCCUGUGAGAACCUCCUGGACAAGGAUGUGGGCUCCAAGUCCGACCCAUUAUGUGUCCUCCUGAUGAGCAAUGCUUCAGACCAGUGGUACGAGGUGGGUCGCACUGAGAGGGUCCAGAAUUGUCUUGCGCCAAAGUUCGCCAAGAAAUUCCUCAUCGAUUACUACUUCGAGCUGAUGCAGAAGCUGAAGUUCGCGGUGUAUGACAUCGACAACAAGACGAUCGACCUCGGCGAUGACGACUUCCUGGGGGAGCUGGAGUGCACCCUGGGACAGGUUGUGUCCACUAGGAAGCUAACCCGACCCCUGGUUCUGAAGAACAAGAAACCUGCGGGGAAAGGCACCAUCACAAUCUGUGCUGAGGAAAUAAAGGACAACAGGGUGGCGAAUUUUGAGGUGGAGGCGAGGAAAUUGGACAAUAAGGACUUUUUUGGGAAGUCUGACCCAUAUCUGGAGUUCUACAAGCAGACAGAGACAGGAUGGCAGCUUGCCCACAGGACAGAGGUGGUGAAUAACAACCUGAACCCCACCUGGAAGCCUUUCAGGAUCCCGCUGCAGUCCCUCUGUGGGGGCGACAUGGACAAGCCCAUUAAGGUGGAGUGUUAUGACUACGACAACGACGGGUCACAUGACCUCAUCGGGAACUUCGAGACCAACAUGACGCGCCUACAGGAAGCCAAGCAUGGCUCGCCAGCUGAGUUUGAGUGUGUGAACAGCAAGAAGAAGCAGAAGAAGAAGAAUUACAAAAACUCGGGCGUGGUCAGCGUGAAGCUAUGCCAGGUGGUGAAGGAGUACACUUUCCUGGACUACAUAAUGGGCGGAUGCCAAAUCAACUUCACUGUGGGGGUGGACUUCACAGGCUCAAACGGGGACCCGCGGUCACCUGACUCUCUGCACUACAUCAGUCCCAAUGGGGUGAAUGAGUACCUCACUGCCAUCUGGUCAGUCGGACAGGUGAUACAGGACUAUGACAGUGACAAAAUGUUCCCUGCAUUUGGAUUUGGAGCACAGGUUCCCCCGACAUGGCAGGUCUCCCACGAGUUCCCUCUGAACUUCAAUCCCAGCAACCCCUUCUGCACAGGAAUUGAGGGUGUGGUGGAGGCCUACCGUGCGUGCUUGCCCCAGGUCAAGCUCUACGGACCCACAAACUUCUCCCCCAUCAUCAACCACCAGGCUCAAUUCGCUACUCAAGCGCUGCAGCAGACCACCGCCUCUCAAUACUUUGUCCUCCUCAUCAUCACGGACGGCGUGAUCACCGACCUGGAUCAGACGCGCAGCGCCAUCGUCAACGCCUCCCGCCUGCCCAUGUCCAUCAUCAUCGUCGGGGUGGGCGGGGCCGACUUCAGCGCCAUGGAGUUCCUGGACGGGGACAACGGGCACCUGCGCGCGCCCACGGGCGAAGUCGCCGUGCGCGACAUCGUGCAGUUCGUGCCCUUCAGAAACUUCCAGAACAGUCCGAAGGAAGCUCUGGCUCAGUCCGUAUUGGCUGAAAUCCCAGGUCAGGUGGUCAACUUUUUCAACAUGCUCAAACUGAGCCCGCCCAACAAUCCCGCCCAAAAGGCUCCUGGCCAAUCAGGUCAGAGCUGAGCUCUCAACUCGUACCUGAAAUGGCGGAAAAAAGGAUUUGCAAUUACUGGACACCCUCUCCAUUAAUGCGCCUCAUUGAUUGCCUCAAAUUUAGUCCCUCUCUAUUAACUCACCUCAUUGGGUGGCUCAAAUUUAGUUCCCUGUUAACCUGCCUCAUUGGUUGGUUGAAACCUUGUUUAAAGAAAAGUGCUCCAAGCUGAAUCUCCCGAUUGGCCAGCUCUGAUUUUCUGUCAUCGCUGUGGAUCAGUCACCGAACUGCUGCAGUUAGCCUUCUCUUCAUCUAAAAAUUUCUGAGGACACAGAAGACCCUUGCAAUGCUGGAGUGCGCCCCCUAUAUCAAAAACUCAGCAAGUGCAUCCCUUAGUUCUGCACUCCCCACCAGGAAUCAUUAUAAUCAAUCAUUAUCUUAUGACUAACAAGUGUCAAAUUUAUCAUGGUUAUGCAUCCUGGUUGCUUGUUUUGUUUGAAAUUUAUCUUUUUACACUUUAUACCACAGAUUUUUAAUUUUUACUUUUUUAAUUGUAAUUUUUUUACCUAACUGUUAACUGGAAAUAUUUUAGCAUGUUUUGUUUUAUGUUAAUAUAUGCUUAUAGUGGCAAACUGAGUAUUUGGAAUCAGAUCAAUAUUACUAGCUGUAUGAAUGUAUUAUGAACGUACAGUAAUUUGUACUGUAGGACUAAAAAAUUUUUAUUUGCUUUUACAUAACACUGCUUGUUUAAUGGUUAUGUUAGUUAGCAUCUUACUUUGUGCCAAGCAAAUUUAGCGUAUAUAUAUGUAUUUUUACGUAUGCAAUUUUUGUGAAAAUGAGGGUGGAUAUGCUUUUACUCAGAAAUGGAGCUGUUUGAGGAUACUCAUGCUGUUUACGGUCGACCCUCACCCUUUCUCCCCCCGUUAGUUUAUACUCCAACCUUCGACUGAAACAGUUUACACCACAGUCAUACUACAAACAAAGAUGCGUUUCAGUAACCAAAGAUACAGCCCUGUUUGCUGCUGUGUGAUUCAUUUAUUUGCACUUCUGCGUUUAGUUUCCCUUGAACUUCUUCACCUGCCCAAAACGUCUCUUCUGUAUUGGCUGGUAGACACUAGGCGUACCAACUCUCUUUUUUAAGGUUCCGUAAAAAAUUCCCAGGUGAAGUAGCGGUCGCCACUUGGAGUGAAGCCACACAUCCUCCGAUGAGUUUGCCUAGCAUUGCUCUCGCCUCCCGCAAUCGGCCGCUUGUGGCCGUGUUUUCUGUUUUUAAAAUGGUAUUCCAUAAAUGUAUAUCCAUUUUGGAAAUCCCCAUACAGCAACAAUUAAGUCCUCCUUAUCAAAGCUGUGUGGAAUGGGGAAAUAAAAAUUGAAAUCAGAGACAGUUUACACAUGGGAUCUUUAAUCUGAUUGGUUAUCGCACCCGUCUUUUCCGUCGCACCGCCCACUUAUCUUGUUUCACCAGCUAUCCCAGCAUGCCUUGCGCACACGAAAAAUGGCUCCCAUCGAAAUGAAUGGAGGUGAUUACGAAGUCACUUUGUCAGAGGAUGUGUGGCUUCGCCCACACCUGUUUUUCGGUCAAGGUGCAGUUUAGACAGUGUUGGGAGAGAGAGGCAUCACAAACUCCCUUAUUGCCAGAGGUCCACCAUUUGCUGUCUGUCACCAGUUUGAGGGAAAUCUAUUCAAUGUUUACUUCCCUGGGAUUAGGGGAGGGCAGACUUAUUCCGUUUAGCAUUUAACUAUUGGCUUGUUAUUCAGUUUCAUUUUCAAUUCUUUUGUAUUUCAAUUAACUUUUGACAAAUUAACAAGUACAUACACACACACACACACACACACCCACAUGUUUAGAUGCAUGUGUGUGCUCUAGCGCCCCCCCCAGAGUUAGUGGCUGGGUGUUAUACCUGCACUUGUUCACAGUGUUAAAUGUGUAAAACACACUCUACAGUGCCAACACUCCAUUAAGGUGUCUAAUUGCAGAAAGAUAUAAAUACAAAAAAAGGAGGCCAGUGUUUUUGGGGAUCUUUACAUAACGCUCAUCCCUUGUGACUCGUACAUAUCCUAUGCCUGGCACCCCCAAUAUAUGGAUUUGUAUUUAAUAUAUUUAUAUAUAGGUCACUCCACACCAUAGGAUAAUUCUCAUGUAGUGUAAUGUUGCUCAUAUUGCUUUUCUUUUGCCACUAACAUGGCCGCAUGACCGUAGUCAACAUUGUUUUUAAUUUUGUCCUUGUUUCCAUGGCAGCACUGUAUAAUAAUGGAGCGCGUGUCAGUCAACGUUAAGGCACACGUGCAUGUUGGUUUGAAUGUGCUGCUUUGGGCUGUCAUUGUCAGCCAUUGUUCAUGCGUGACAGAACGAAGUUUGCUUUUUUGUAAGCUUGAUGCUUGAUCAUUGUCAUUGUGCCAGGCUAUAUUUGUGUCAAUGGCAGUCCUGAAAGUACACAUUUAAUGUAUCUGGGCAUGAUUGGCUUGAAUAUAAAAAUUAAAUGCCAUUUCAUAACCGUAA
Molecule: messenger RNA, 4265 nt
Organism: Anguilla anguilla (European eel)
Lineage: Eukaryota; Metazoa; Chordata; Actinopteri; Anguilliformes; Anguillidae
Gene: cpne3
Product: copine III
Exons: 16
Coding region: 178-1797 (539 amino acids)
Biological process (GO): cellular response to calcium ion; ERBB2 signaling pathway
Cellular component (GO): plasma membrane
Molecular function (GO): receptor tyrosine kinase binding; calcium-dependent phospholipid binding
Source: RefSeq, a predicted model, not a curated record